Myxocyprinus asiaticus (Chinese sucker) is the source of this 3534-nucleotide messenger RNA. RefSeq names its product chloride intracellular channel 5b (gene clic5b). NCBI's taxonomy places the organism in Eukaryota, Metazoa, Chordata, Actinopteri, Cypriniformes, Catostomidae. The coding region runs from base 92 to 1312 and encodes 406 amino acids. The transcript has 6 exons. The record is from RefSeq and is a predicted model, not a curated record.
UUCCGCUGCAACAGGUGAGGGCUGAGGCACUCCAAUCUCCAACUUCUCCAGACAUCUUCACACUUCUCCACGGUCCUAAAAGCGCUUUAUCAUGGCCACAAACAUCGAAGAAAACAUAUAUGAACAAAUAGAUGAAGGAAACGUAUAUGAGCAGCAGCCGUAUAUGAACGCAAACAGCACUACAGAGCCCAAAUAUGAGAAUCAAAAAGCGCCUCAAGUGAGUCCAGCAGAACCAAUCUACAGCGUGGUCCAGCGGCCGUCUCAAGACUACAUGGACACGAAAGGAGACACUCAAGAGGAGGAACCGCAAUCUUCACCCUCAAGUGAACAAGAAGAGAAGACUGAAAGCCAGAUGGAGGUGGUGGCGGUGUCUCAGCGGAAUGGAGAUAGAAACGGGCCCAGACGGUCUUCAUGCGCUUCAGAGGGCACUGGAGACCCUUGCAAUGACCCGCCCUUAUCAAUUCACGACGAUCUGCUCAUGGCCUACAGUCUACCAGAAGAUUCAUCUCCAGAACCUGAGGAGAUUGUUGACUACAGCCUGAAAAACGUGGAGAACAGUGCUGUGGAGGAGACCACGACGGUUAUCGACCCAGAUCAGCCUGACAUUGCGCUUUUCGUCAAGGCUGGUACUGAUGGUGAGAGCAUUGGAAACUGUCCGUUCUCUCAGCGACUUUUUAUGAUCCUUUGGCUCAAAGGUGUGGUUUUCAACGUCACCACUGUCGACCUGAAGAGGAAACCAGCUGAUUUGCACAAUCUGGCUCCAGGCACUCACCCUCCUUUCCUUACCUUCAAUGGCGAGGUCAAGACUGACAUUAACAAGAUCGAGGAGUUCCUGGAGCAAGUUUUGGCACCACCGAAGUACCCCAAACUUGCAGCGAGACACAGGGAGUCCAACACAGCUGGGAAUGACAUAUUUGCAAAGUUCUCAGCUUUCAUUAAAAACACAAAGCCAGAUGCCAAUGAAGCUCUGGAGAAGGGUUUGACGAAGGCCCUCAAGAAACUUGACGACUACAUGAACAGUCCCUUGCCUGAUGAGAUAGAUGCAGACAGCACAGAGGACGAGAAGGCCUCCGAACGCAAGUUCCUGGAUGGGAAUGAACUCACUCUGGCAGACUGCAACCUGCUGCCAAAACUUCACAUAGUGAAGGUUGUUGCCAAGAAAUAUCGGAACUAUGACAUUCCCACCGACUUGACAGGAGUGUGGCGCUACCUGAACAGUGCGUACGCACAGGAAGAGUUCACAAACACCUGUGCCGCAGACAACGAGAUUGAAUUGGCAUAUCAGGAUAUGGCUAAGAGGCUAGUCAAGUAAACAGAUGAACAAAUGUGACCAAACCAGACAUGUUCCCUAUAAUUCAGAACUGUAUUAAUCCCAUACUGAAGUUCACAGUAAGGUUUUUUUUCUUUUUCCAGGGCCUUUUUAACCAUUUAGCCAUUACGUUAACACAGUGGAGUCUUAAAACACCACAUCUUACAUAAACUUUGGUCUGUAAAGUCUUGCCUGACUGUGAGUACAUGACCCAAAUGCAAAUGUAAAAUAUCAGCUCAUCUUCACCAGCUCUCGCUUAUAUGUUGCUCAUGUAAACAUUUUCCCAAGUGACUAAAGAGACACACUUAACAUUAGUGUCUCCUGUUGUUCUCUCUCUCUCCUUUGGAAUGAAAAGUUCUUCCUGUUUUAUUCCCUUUCUCAUAUCAGUACAUAAUCUCAGAGAAUGUUUUCUAUCAGCCAUAAAUUGCAUGAAUGCUUGACUGCUGAAUUCACUUUUUCAAGCAUUUCAAAUCUUGAAAAAUGUCAAAAUUGUUCACUUUUUGUUUUCAAUGCCCAAUCUGAAAGUUGUAUUGCUUUCAGUCAUAUCUUUAUUAUUAUUUGUGUUUAAUGGUGAAAAAGAUCAAAUCUGUGCAGCAGGAUGUUUAAAAUAGAAAAGUGCCCUAGCUACUGUAUGUGCAGCCUUGUAGCAAAUCAUCAUAUACUUUCCAGGGUUUUGUCUUUUGUUUCAAGGUAUUUUCUGUAGAACCACUAAAAACAAUUAUUUUUUUUAAAGUAUUUAAUUACUUAAUGAAGAGUUUUCAAACUAAUUUAACACGUGCCUUCAUUAGGAAAAACGCAAUGUGGCAAAUACAGCAUUUUAUUACUGAUAAUUUUAAUUUAUAUAAAAAUACACUCAAAAAUCAUUUUAGACGAUUUUUAAGAUUUAUGCAUUUUAAUUGCAUGACACAUUUCCUUCAAACUGAACUGAGUAAUCUUUAAAUAAUCUACAUUAUUAUAAAUAAAGUAGGGAUGAACCGAUACGAUACCUGGAUCGGUAUUGGCUCCGAUACUGACGUUUUUAGAUGGAUCGGGUAUCGGUCCGACAAGCCCGAUCCAAAUCAGAUAAUGUGUGUUAGUCAUGUUUGUUACUCUUAGUCAAUUUUUGGAGGGUUUAAAGACAGAAAUGUGAAUCUUAUAAUUUUAUAAAAGCACUUACAUUAAAUCUUCUGUUAAAACUUGUGUAUUAUUUGUGCUGUAAAGUUGUUUAAAUCUUAAUUUUUACAGUCAUUUUAGGGUUUGUUGACAUUACAUCAUCAUAGCAACGAAGUUGUAAAAUUGGCUAAAACUUUACACAGAAAAGGUUAGUAAGUGAUUUUAUCACACUAAAAUCAUGUUAACAUGCAUAUUGAUUAUUAGCUUGUGGCUAUAAUUUUGCAAUAGUGAUUAUUUAACAUUUACAGAUAGGCCCAAUUCACUUCCACUGUGCCUCACUGGAAACCAGAUUUUUGCUUUUUUAAAUUUUUUUUUAAGAAAAAUAGGGGCAAGUCAAAAUUAAUUUGUGUGAUAAUCAGUAUUAUGCCACAAAUGCUGUUGAUUGAGCUUAUCUUGUAUUGAACUUGUUAAUUAAAUAUUUCACAUUACGCUUUAUUCAGAUUACUCAAUUCAGUUAUGGAAAUAUGUCAUAUAAUUGAAAUGCGUUACUCUUUAAGCUACCCUGAAAUAUUUUUUCCUGCUCUUUUAUAACUAAAAAAAAAAAAAAAAAAACAGUAGUUUCUGCAAAAGUUUAUGGAAAAUGCUCAUUUUAAUUGCCUCAUGUAACUUCCUUGUAAAUCUGAUGCUAAGAGUUAAAGUUCAAACUCAGCUGACAUUGAACAAGUUCUUCAGACCUUCCUCUGUCAUUUCUCACAACUAAUAUCAUUUUCAGUUCUUUUACAAUUUAUUUUAGGCUUAUCUCAGUGUUUAACAUCAAUCAAAGGUGGACAUAUCGUACUUAAGUAUUUAUUCACAGCCCAGUUUACGGGUAAUUAAUGAGCUGAGGGGUGAAAGGAUAUUCACGACACACAGUGGUCCAUUGAAAUGGAGAAUAAGAAAAUCUGAUUGGGCAUCAGUCCAGGUCUCCUCCUUUCCACUUAGUACUGCUGGAAUAUCAGAGGCCUGUGAUGGGUCCUUGAGGAGCUCCUGCUCUUUUGUGGUUUGGACAAGCGUUUGAUAUGAAAUGAGAGUGUGGCGCCAGAGAGGCCUAUUCCGAGUGAAGCUCUAUGAAUAAAAUAAUAUUUUCGCAGUUU